AAUAAAUUCAGAUUAAUUUAAAUUUUCAAAAUCCAUCAAAUAAUUUAAUUUCAAAAUUUUUCAAUAAGAAGCUUAUCAGACGAUUAAUUGAUGAUUUACUAAUGACUCGAAACACUCUCUAAAAAUGUCGUAUACAAUAAGUAGCAAUCAGAGAUCUCCUCAGAACAGAGGUGCACAUACAGCAGCUAGUGGACAAGUCCCGCCUGCUAGAGGAACCUACGUUGCUCCAGAUAGACCAGCACCGCCUCCUAGAGGAACUUACGUGGCUCCAGACAGACCAGCCCCGCCUCCUAGAGGAACUUACGUGGCUCCAGAUAGACCAAUCCCGCCUCCUAGAGGAACUUACGUGGCUCCAGAUAGACCAGCCGCGCCUCCUAGAGGAACUUACGUGGCUCCAGAUAGACCAGCUCCGCCUCCCAGAGGCACUUACGUGGCUCCAGAUAGACAAGCCGCGCCUCCUAGAGGAACUUUCGUGGCUCCAGAUAGACUAGUCCCUCCAGCAGCACGCCCCCCUGCUUUCGAUAGUAAUUUACCGAGCUCAGGAAGUUCAGAAGAAUCUGGACCACCUUCUCUUACAGCAGGGAGAUUGAGACGCGCUCCUCCAAAUGUACCUCCUUUUCAUUAUGAAUCACGUACAGAUGAAGUACCAGAAGAGACAGAAUACGAAGACGACGUUUUUGAACCUCAUCGACCAGCCCGUUUUCGACUUGGAAGAAUUUUUCCGGGAUAUCAGAGAGAAUUUUAUUACCUUUAUGCCGAAAAAGUAAAAGAAUAUGACUUGUUGUGGAAUGGUUUGGUUGAAAUACUAGAAACAUACCAACCUUUUACAAUUGCUCAAGAAAUCACGUGCCCAUUGGUUCUAAUUGAAACUAUAAAACAGCUUAUUAUUGGGCAGAAAUUAUUUUUCCAUAAGUAUAAAAUUGAUGUGACGAUAAACAACAUGACAAAGAGCUCUAAUUUCUGGCUAGUUAUUGCAAAAAUCAAACGAUUACAUCAACAUAUUAAGCAACUUCAUUAUUUCAUGAAAGAAGAAAUCCAUAAGGCUGUGCAAGAAAAUUAUUUACUUCUAGAUCAACAUUUACACCUUGACUCUUAUCUGACUUACUUGGAGAAAAAGAAGCAGUUACUGAAUGAAGCUUUAACCAGUUAUCCGUAUCUUGAAGCAUUAAGAGAUGAGGGCGUUAAUGAGAAACGAUGGUCAGAUCGACUUCGGCAGAAAUUAAUAGGAGCUGUUGAAGAACUCAAUCAAUAUAAAGAAUCGGUGUGUGACACGUACGAAAGAAAUAUACUGGCUCUUUGCGGGCAGCAGGUUCAAAUGUGUAAAAUUGGAGAAGAAUUAGCAGUUAAUGGUUUGUUUGAUGCUGCUAUUAAAUCUGUGCUGGGAGAAAGUCAAGGUGGCGAACAAGUGCUAGAGGAGGACGAUGAAGAAGUGAUUGAGGAUUGGACAUACACUUUAAGUGAAGUUUAUUCUGGUCGACAAGAUCAUUUGUUAAAUGCAAUUGAAUCAUGUGAAAAUACUAUGCGUCAAGUAACAGAUCAACAAAUAGAAUUGCUGAUUACUAAAGAAAAAACAGAACAAUUAGAUUUUGAGGUAAGCCUUUUCACAGACAACUCUGCCUUGAAAAUUGAAAAUAUAGAUCGAUUGAAGGAUAUUAUAAGAAAAAUACGUGCUCCAAUGAGGAGGACACGUGCUCCAAUGAGAAGGACUGAAGAUGCAGAUGUUAGUGCUAGAAUGGGCAUUAAUUUGCCUUACGAAUCGUUUGGUCAAGGCUUAUUAGAUAAGAGUCAUUUGUUUAGCACUCCCGAACGUCCUGUAGUUGUACCUGCUGCUCCAGACUUACCUCCUGACGAUCAACCAUUAAUACAGCCGCCGCAGUUGAGCUCCAUUCAAGGAGCUCCAAGUUCUGGUGUUGCAGAGGCUGACUUAAUAAUAGAUGAGGCUUUUGAUUUCUUCGACCAGUCGCCUGCAAGAGAAGUUCCCGAUCAACCACUCGAUUUGUCAAGAAAACAAGUCGUACCAUCUCCCAGGGAAAGUCCUGGUGAUGCAGAGGCAGCAAUGGUGGGAGAUGCUUUUGAAUUUCUCGAUGAAUUAUCUUCAAGUGAGGUUUCCUCGCAACCACUUCAAUCAACUCUCACAAAAACAGCUGAAACAAGUCAGCCUCGUGAAGAUGACUUUCCUAGUGAUUAUUCAUCAUUUGCUGCUGAUCCACCCCAGUCAGUUUUCUUUCCAAUUUCUGAAAGGGUUAUUCCUAAAACAAAGACUCAAAGGUCCUUAAUUCCGAAACUAGAUCCUUCUCGAAUGAGAAAAUCUGGUAGAUUUCAACCUGGAUAUGGUAAAACAGACAGACCAUUAUAUGCUAUUAGCGAACAACCAACAACAAGCAAGACUAUCCGCCCACCAAAAGGUAAGAAGAAAGGGCAACCACCCAAAAGACAACCAUGGAGCUCUUCAACUCGAAUACCUACUCGUGGCAUAAGGACAAAAACGACGCAACCUAUGCCACGAUCUGUAAAAAUGAAAUCAAGUCCGACUCUUGGAGUGGCAGGUGCAAGUAGAAUCCCUAAAAUGAAAGUAAAGCCAAGGCCAAGGUCGUUAAUACCAAUGCGUGUCCCUCAUGCACCAUACGAACUUACAAGUCCUCGUACACCUUUUAGGACGUAUAACGUUCCACGUCCACGACCACAACUGGGACAAACAUUUGAUACAUCGUUACAAUUGAAUCUACGAUCUGAUGAUUGGAGACUAAGAAGUAAACAUUCUAAACCCCAAACUUCUCGAAUCCCUGAAGCUGUACAACAAAGCGAUAUAACUUUUCAUCCUACUCCUCCAAUAUAUAGAAGAGGAUGGCUAAGAGCAAGAGAUCCAAUAGUUCCACCGUUUAUUGGCCCGUUGCCCACUGCUGCAGCUCAAGCAAGUAGAACGACUGGAGCUGCACCACAAAUGGAUGGAACAUUUACAGCUGCACCACAAAUGGAUGGAACAUUUACAGCAGCACCAGAUAUGAACAGAACAAUUGCAGUUGCACCAAAAAUAAAUAGGACAUUUCGAGCAGCACCAUAAUUGAUAUUUGAGUUCAAAACAAGGAAAGUAAUAAUGAUUAAUAUUUAAACGCAAUGAGUCAUCAGUUUUAUACAUCAGUUAUCAGUUUUAUUCAGAAAGCUUUCUAAAAAUAGUUUUAAUCUCUCAUGCAGCCUGAAGU
Messenger RNA from Parasteatoda tepidariorum (common house spider), 3200 nucleotides. RefSeq lists its product as uncharacterized. The record is from RefSeq and is a predicted model, not a curated record. Lineage: Eukaryota; Metazoa; Arthropoda; Arachnida; Araneae; Theridiidae.